This is a messenger RNA of Triticum dicoccoides, 1011 nucleotides long. Its product is annotated as 60S ribosomal protein L5-1-like. Gene Ontology annotation, biological process: ribosomal large subunit assembly; translation. Bases 538 to 1011 code for a protein of 157 amino acids. NCBI's taxonomy places the organism in Eukaryota, Viridiplantae, Streptophyta, Magnoliopsida, Poales, Poaceae. The transcript is spliced from 4 exons. Gene Ontology annotation, cellular component: ribosome; cytosolic large ribosomal subunit. The record is from RefSeq and is a predicted model, not a curated record. Gene Ontology annotation, molecular function: 5S rRNA binding; structural constituent of ribosome.
CUGUGUCGCUUUGACCCGUCGCCCACCUGUCUCGUCAUCCCUCUCGCUGUCCUCUCUGAGGCAUAGCCCUCUUCGUCCGCCCCAGGCCCAGCAGGCGAUGGGGCGCCGCCCUGGUUGCGAGGAAGCCGCUGGAGGAAGAUCUCAACUGGACAUUGUCGACCGGAGGAGGGGAUCGAUUCGAUCUGCAGAAAAGAGAUAGAAGAUGAGAGGAGGAGAAGGAUUAUAUCUGCAAGAGAGCGAGAAGAUGAGAGGGAAAGAGAUAUGGAAGGAGAGGAGGGAGAAAGAGAGAGUAAAGAGGGGAGGGAGGCGCGACAACGGACAUGAGAGGGUCAACGGUCGGCGUUGGCCUGCCCCGGUGAGGUAGGGCGUGACCUGAAGGUUGGUGGUGGCUCGAUCCGCUCCUGGAUCAGGACCUACGAGGAGGGUGGGCCUCGGGCGCGAGGUACGGCAGGCUGCGCUCCACCUCUUCCUCGAGGAGCAUGUGCAGUGGGCGGACAGCAGCUCACGUGGUGGUGUCGGGGCCUCAACAGGUGCACAAUGGGGACUCCAUGCAUCUCCUGCGCACCGCAACCCUCCCCUUCCGGACACAGCAGAAACAAGGAUGUCGAGGCGGUUCAGUUGCGAGGAAGAGUAGGAAGAUCGGGCGGAGAGGGUUUCACAUACCUCUUCUACACUACAAGUCUUCCUUUCCAGGAUUGCCAUGGGGCUUUGGAUGGUGGCCUUGAUAUUCCGCACAGUGACAAGAGAUUUGUUGGCUUCAAGAAGGAUGAGAAGCAGCUGGACACUGGGAUUCACUGCAACUACAUUUAUGAAGAUCAUGUUGCGGACUACAUGAAGUCAAUAGCUGAUGCGGAACCUGAGAAGUACCAAUUUCACUUUGGUGAGUACAUCAAGAAGGGGAUUGCGGCUGAUGACAUGGAAGCACUGCACAAGAAGGUUCAUGCUACCAUCCCUGCUGAUCCUACCAUGGCAAAAUUAUCCAAGGAACCUCCGAAGACGCACAAGAGGUAG